AUGGGUGGAAGCAUUAGUGGAAUGACAACUGCUGCUUAUUUAUCAAAAUAUUUUAAACAUAUAACAAUAAUAGAAAAUGAUGAUGUUUUAAAUGAAAUAUUAAUGAAAUCAACAGAUAAAGAAUUAUUAGAUUAUCGUUGUAAUUUAAAAUGUUCAAGUUCAAUAGGUCGUGGAAGUGUUACACAAAAUUAUCAAAUUCAUGUUUUACAAGGUGAAGGUAGUAAAAUUUUAUUUGAAUUAUUUCCUAAUUUAAAAAAUAAAUUAUUAAAUGAAUAUGGUGCUCGAAUAUGUUCAUUAAAAAAUAAUUUUAGAUUUGUUAUUGGUGAUGUUUUAUUAAAUAAAUAUUUAACAGAAGAUCUUUAUUGGUUUUGUAUUGAUCGUUUUACAUUAGAAACGAUUUUAAGAAGAGAAUUAUGUUUACAAUAUAAUCAACAACAAAUUCAAUGGAUAUCUAAUACUAAAGUAAUACAAUUAAUUGUUAAUCAAUCAAAUAAUUCUGUUCUUGGUGUUAAAUGUCGAUCGAAAUUAAAUUCUCAUACACAACUAGAUUUUUAUGCUGAUUUUAUAGUUGAUUGUACAGGAAGAUAUUCUUCAUCGACUAAAUGGUUAAAACAACAUUUUAAUUUAAUUAUUCCAACUGAACAAUUACAUGUUGGAACUGGUUAUGUUUCAUUUGUUGGUGAAAGAUUAAAGACAGGAAAUUCUUUAUUAGAUUCCAUACAUGUUGGUGGAAAUGCAGCUCAUGCACCAAAUCAUAAUAAAGGUUUUCUUACAACACCUAUUCGACAAAUAAAAAGUUCAGAUCCAAAUUCGUUAGGAUUAAUAUCAAAUUUUGCUGUUUAUUGUAUAAAUAGUGAAUAUCCUCCAAAUGAUUCAUAUGAAAAUCUAUUAGAAUGGGUAAAAGAAUAUCUUCCUAUUGAUUAUUAUUUAAUAUUAAAAUCAACAAAACUUUUAAGUCCAUUACUACCAUAUCGACGUGCUUUUGAUGAACGAAAAUAUGUUGAAUUAUUAGGUCGAAAAUGGCCUCAAAAUUAUAUAUUAGUAGGAGAUUCAAUGUGUGUAUUUAAUCCAAAAAAUGGUCAAGGAAUGACUCAUGCAUGUAGACAAGCACAACAAUUAAAUGAAAUAUUUAAAGAAAAAUAUCAAUUAAAAUAUAUAUCAUUUAUUUAUAAUCGUCGAGCUGCAUCAAUUAGUGAAGAAUGUUGGCUUGGUUCAAUUACAAAUGAUUGGGCUGUACCAACAUUAAAAUUAAUUAUAACUGAUAAAUAUGGUCAAACAAAAACAUAUAAAAGAAGUCAAGAUUCAACAUCGAUUUAUCCUCAACCAAAAACACCAUUAUUUAUGGAAUUUUUACAAUGGUAUACUUAUUGGUUAAUUAAAUCUGCUGCACAAUCAGGAGAAUUAACAACUGCUUUUAUACAUGUUGUUUUUCAAGAAAAAUCUCCAUAUUCAUUAUUACAACCGAAAUUUUUCUUUAAAAUUCUUUAUUCUUCUCUGAGACAUUAUUUUAAUUUAACAAAACUUUUCGAUUAA
Molecule: messenger RNA, 1533 nt
Organism: Rotaria sordida
Lineage: Eukaryota; Metazoa; Rotifera; Eurotatoria; Philodinida; Philodinidae
Source: the annotation of a GenBank genome assembly